AUGUCGGGCAAUGACGACUUACUGUAUAUCCUAGAAGCUCAUGGCCGCGAAUUCUUGAACUCUUUCUCACAGCCACAAAGUGGUGGCAAGAAACGGAAGAGACGUGAGCUUGAAGAGUCCAGGUUCGAUUGGGAGAAGUCAGAUGAGUGGCAGGGUUUCGGUACAGUGACGGCAAGAGACGCAGCAAGUGAUAAUGCCGACCUCGGAGGAAAAGUGAAUGGCAAUGAUCAUGCCUUCCCCUCGGAGUCCACAUCCACACGCGCUCCUGCUGUUGUAAUAUUCUCUGAAUCAAAACUGGGAUCAACGUCGACUUUACGCUCGACCAAAGCUCAUGGAAGCUCCUUCAUGGCUGCCAAAGUCUCAAAAUCAAGGCUCGACUCAACUCCUGUCGAAGCCACUCUAGAUUCGGACGAUGGUGAUGAGGGAGAAACCUCAAAUAUUCAGAAUGACGCCGCGCUUCGUCGUCUAAUCCAUACCAAGCUGCUUUCUGGAUCGUUAAAUCCUGAUCUUGAGCUCACUGCUGCACAGCGUAAGAAAGCGUUAUCUGGGCGCAUCGUCGAAUUAGCAGGGGGCGCACGGCUUGGCAAAGGAGAGAAGCUUGUACGGGAAAAGGAGCGGAACAGGGCUGCGAAACAUAUUCGAGACGGGAUGGCAGAUAAACAAGCACAAAGACGAGAUAAACAAUUAUCAGAAGCCAAAAAUAUCGGUAACUAUCAUCCAACAAUCAAGAAGCUAUUUGAAGACCCUUCGGAGUUGUCAGCGAGAAAACGGGAAAAGGGGUUACGUAUGGGGGUUGGUAAAUUCAGUGGGGGUAUGCUCAAGUUGAGCAGAGAAGAGGUUGAUUCCGUCAAUGCUGUGGGCCGCUCUUCUCGUGGUCGUCCCUCCAAUAACUCUAGUAGAGGGCGAGGACGAGGACGAGGAAUGAGGUCACGCACAACCACUUGAAGGUGCCUUCGUUGACAAGCAUUGUACAUGAUCUAACUCGACUUUUUGUGCCAUGCAAAGGUUGUUUCAAAUGUCUCAUGUGUACGACGCAACUAAUUUACGAUGUCCGUCAGCAGCCGUGUAUAUACUUCUUUGCAGCAGAUUGCAUGCUCUACACAACAAUCUCCAAAUAAAAAACUUGGGAUAU
Messenger RNA from Heterobasidion irregulare TC 32-1, 1132 nucleotides. RefSeq lists its product as uncharacterized. The record is from RefSeq and is a predicted model, not a curated record. NCBI's taxonomy places the organism in Eukaryota, Fungi, Basidiomycota, Agaricomycetes, Russulales, Bondarzewiaceae. The transcript is spliced from 5 exons. Gene Ontology annotation, biological process: maturation of SSU-rRNA from tricistronic rRNA transcript (SSU-rRNA, 5.8S rRNA, LSU-rRNA). Gene Ontology annotation, cellular component: nucleolus. The coding region runs from base 1 to 945 and encodes 314 amino acids.